AUGCUAGUCAGAGACGGCCCAAUUCCUUCGCCCUUUCCCAAAGCAGCAGCCUACACACACGGUAGGCGCGUCUUAGAUUACUGGCUGGAGGCGCGUUUCAUUGACCUUUCUUCCCAAUCCACCCUUUUCACUCUUUUGCAUCACUUUCGUCACGAACCACUGGCAACCGACACCACCACGAUCAUGGCUGCCUCCGACGAACUGAUUAACUUCGAUGUUAUUGAGAGCCAGAAGGAGAACAUCCAGUCUCUUCCUGGCGGCCGGUCAGCCCGAAAGCUGGCCGAGCUCUACUCCCCGCAGUCUGUGGGCGUCCAGGGCGACAAACUGGCCCCGAUCUUGACGCCGACACCAAACCCGGGCGACACGAAGACACUGCACGACACGAUCCGUGCCGAUUUUGAGGCUGAGCUGGCCGUUGCCGCCGAGUCUGACGACCCCCUGGACGCGUACGACCGCUACGUUCGCUGGACUCUGGACGCCUACCCGUCUGCCCAAGCAACUCCGCAAUCCCAGCUGCACCUCCUGCUCGAGCGUGCCACCAAGGCCUUUGUUGGUGCCGCCCAGUACCGAAAUGACCCGCGGUACCUGCGUCUCUGGCUGCACUACAUCCACUUCUUCUCCGACGCCCCUCACGAGACCUACGUCUACCUGUCGCGGCACAACAUUGGCGAGAACCUCGCCCUGUUUUACGAAGAGUACGCCGCCUGGCUCGAGGGAGCCACACGCUGGGCCCAGGCCGACGAGGUUUACCGGCUGGGAAUCGAGCGCAAUGCACGGCCGCAGGCGCGCUUGAUGCGCAAAUACCAAGAGUUUGAGCAGCGCCGCGCGACCCAGGCACCGGAGUCCCUCAACCCCGACGCACCACCAUCUCCGGCCCUGCCGACAGUGCGUCCGGUUCUGGCUGCCAAGGUCGACCCGUUCGCCAGCGCCGUCGCCGCGUUGAACGAUCCGCAAGCAGCACAACGUCUGCAGGAGCAGCAGAGGCAACAGCAAGCGAGCAGCCAGGCUGCACGCGGUUCCAAGCCAAAGAUGGCCAUUUUCUCCGACGCCAAUGCGUCCGCAGCAGCCCCAGCCCUCGGGGUAUCGGGUGCUACGACCAAAGGUUGGGAGAGCAUUGGGUCGCUGGCCGAGCGCAAGAAGGAGAACGUGGUGGCAGCAAAGCCGUGGGCCGGCGAGACGCUGAGUGCAGGCGGCAAAAAGCCAAAAUCAAAGAUGGCGGUGUUUAAGGACGCGGUAACAGUAAACCCGGCGAGCGGGAAGAAAGAGCGCGUCUUUGUCGAUUUGCGCGCCGUCUAUCCAACGCCAGAAGAGCCCGGGACGGAGCUCAGCUUUGAGGAGAUUUGGGCGGCCAAUCGCGGCUUGCAGCAUCGAUCGUGGGAUGAAGUUGCCCCUGCAAAAGAAGACCAGGAUCUUCUUUUCUCGCCAGUCGGUCAUCGCCAGAUGGAUGUGUUGGCGGACACAGUUGCGACGAAGCUUGUCGUUCAUCGAGAUGUCGUCCGGCUUGACGAGAACGGUGCGAUGAUCAAGAACCACGACCAGAAUAACCGGCCAAGGAAAAAGAAGGUGGUGGAGGCAAACGUGACACAGAUCAUCAAAGCAAACUUGGACUCCCCCUCGAAGCCUCGUAUGAAGAAGAAGAGCUCUGCCACAUCCGAGCCAACAAUGACGAUGCACACAAGAGCGGCAACAGACGACAUUUACGAAAUAUUCAACCAGCCUAAAAAGCAAGGGAUUGAGGAAGUGGACGAAAACCGGUCUUCCGACGAUGAUUACGAAACGGACGGCGAUUAUACGAGCGGUGCAGAGAGCACGGGCACGGCUAGGCACACGUCAAUGAGCGAUGCGGGUGAUGGAGAGAACGACGACGAGGGUGAUAACGAGAAGGCGGACAGCGCGGAUGUGGAUGCAAGUGCUGUCGACGGCGACGAGGCAGGAAAUGUGAGCGGUUGGUCUGACUUUGCGGUACCCAAGGACAUCUCCAGCCUUCAAGAUACGACCACCGCAGACCAGACUCCGUCCACCACGACGGCCGGCGACACCGAUGACGUCGGCAACAGCAGUGACAGGGACGAGCCUGACGAGGAAUUUAGCCCUCUUCCUAUCCGCGGUUUCUCACACCCUGUCGGUGGCGACGCGAACGACGAAAAUGCUGUUCCAUCUUUGCCCUCUUCGCCGCUCCGCCCAGCUGCUGAAGAUAAGGUAGUAGUACCGGAGCCGCCACGGACUAGGACUGUAUUUAUCCCUAUCCCGCCGGAAGACUAUGUUGCACCCACACGGCCCUAUAGGGAUCCAGCCGAGGUGGCCAACAAUCGUUUGCCGUUCAUGACGCCCAUUACGGAACGGACGGAGUCGUCGCUCGAAUUCGAUUCGGAGGACAAUAAGCGGGCUUUGCAUGCGAAGACGCCGAGCAAGGCUAUGGGCAGACGGUCUCUUCACCUAUCAAGCCCGAACGAAGAAGACGACGAAGUAGAGGAAGACGACGACGAUGAAGAUGUCGAGGUCGAUGAGGAGGGUGAAGAGGAGAAGACCAGCAGCGGGAUCAUUCCGCCUGAGCCUUUGAGCAGUCCACUUAUCGACAUUGUCGACGACGACGACGACCUGCCCCAGCCUCCGCCCUUAAAACUCGCCCAGCCAGUCUUCCAAAAGGUCGCCGUCGCCCCAGUGGUGGACAGUGCAGCAGCUUCCCGCACCGUUCCUGCCAAGGGACCGAUCAUCAAAGAGACCCAAUGCAACCCCGUCGACGAGGGCAUCCGAGCAGAGAUUCUGGCCAACAUUCAACCGCCACUCGGCUCGUAUAGUGGAUUCUACGACCAUCGUGACGAGAAGUGCGACAAGGGCGCUGAAGUCCGGCGAUACGCCAAGGCCGUUUCGGGCAAAUACAAGUCGGGUGGCAGUGGUGUAAGCGGUGGUAGCGGCAGUGGGUCGGAUCGGUCUAGCGGUGCCGGUGUCCCGGUGGUGAUUCAAUUUGCCGACUGCCCGUCGAAGUACACAGUUCGCCGCGAGAUCGGCGCUGGUGCUUUUGCGCCUGUGUACUUGGUGGAGAACAUGGAUCCCGACGGCGUGAAGAAUGCCAACGAUGGUGAGCAGCAGGCUGUAGCACAAAUGGGACGCGGCGCCUUUGCUAGCGCACACUCCCGUCGGUACGCGCAUGAGGCACUCAAAAUGGAGACACCGCCGACAACGUGGGAAUUUCACAUGAUGCGGCUUGCCCACACACGGCUCGGGCCGCAGCACCGUGCGACAGCGUCUUUAGCGCCCGCUCUUGAAUGCCAUUUAUACCGAGACGAAACAUUUUUGUUUCUCCCAUUCUACCCGCACGGCACUCUGCUGGACGUUGUCAACCUGUUCCGCGGCGAGUCUUCUGGUGUGAUGGACGAGACUCUGGCAAUGUUCUUUGCCAUUGAGCUCUUCCGUACAGUUGAGUCACUUCAUAGCAAGAACAUUCUGCACGGAGACAUCAAAGCCGACAACUGCCUGCUGCGGCUGGAGGAUCCCCUCAGUACGCCAUCCCUUGGCAGUAGCACCAGCUCCAGUUCCAGCAACAGCCGCAUCGUGGACGGCAGCGAGCAGUUGUCGAGCCAGUGGCAAGCUGACGGCACGGGCGGCUGGGCUGCACGUGGCAUGACGCUGAUCGACUUUGGCCGAGCCAUUGAUAUGCGCGCGUUCCCGGCGGACGUCAAAUUUGUAGCCGACUGGAAGACGACGGCCCAAGAUUGCGCUGAGAUGCGGGAGGGUCGCCCCUGGACGUGGCAGAUUGACUACCAUGGCCUGGCGGGUACACUGCACUGCCUUCUGUUCGGCAAGUACAUGGAGACGGUGCGGUGCGACCAAGGCAUGAGCGCUGCGUUCCCAGCUGACGCCGCGCUGGGUGCAGGCGGACCGGGGGCCGCAUUGCUAGAGCGUGGCCCCGUCAAGCGCUACCGCAUCCGCGAGACGCUCAAGCGCUACUGGCAAACCGACAUCUGGACGGAGGCCUUUGAGUUGCUGCUCAACCCGGCAGGCUUUGCUGCGGCCGAGGAGGGCGGCAAGAUGCCAGUGCUCCGGUCGAUGCGUCAGGUCCGCGAGCGCAUGGAGACGUGGUUGGCGGCCAACAGCGAGCGCGGUGUUGGGCUGAAGAGCCUGAUGAUCAAGGUCGAGCACUGGGCACGGACAAGGAAGUAG
This is a messenger RNA of Sporothrix schenckii 1099-18, 4161 nucleotides long. RefSeq names its product checkpoint serine/threonineeeee-protein kinase. Lineage: Eukaryota; Fungi; Ascomycota; Sordariomycetes; Ophiostomatales; Ophiostomataceae. Bases 1 to 4161 code for a protein of 1386 amino acids. Gene Ontology annotation, biological process: meiotic sister chromatid cohesion, centromeric; protein phosphorylation; mitotic spindle assembly checkpoint signaling. Gene Ontology annotation, molecular function: ATP binding; protein kinase activity. The transcript has 3 exons. The record is from RefSeq and is a predicted model, not a curated record.